UCCCCGCAGCAGGCAGACUGAGCUCACCCAGAGCUGAGUUUCCUUGGUUAGACUCCCAGCCCUCUGCCCAGUGCCCCAGGAGAGCCGUGUGGAUGUUUCUGGUGAAGGAUCAAACCCCGUCACAGCCCUUGGAAGCAGCUUUGGACUGUAGCAGUGAUUAGGAGCCGACAUGCCGAUGGCAGAGGGGCCAUGGGAGGGGGCCAGGGCCCACCAGAUCCUGAGGGCAGGGAAUGCACCGGGGGAGCAAUUCUAGCCAGAUCCUGCCAGGAAUCAUCCCCAGCGAUGAAGGACUUCAUUGAAAUCACACUGUGCCCUGACAGGCUGGAGCAGAGUAAGACGGAGUUUUACAAUCCCAUCUUCGAGAGUGAGGGGGCUGGCUGUGCACCCCCUACCCCUCACCAGACAGAGUGGGAGAACGGGACCAGCGCUGGAUCCCCCUGGGAUGGCCUCGCUCGCCUCUCAGGCCAGCAGCUCUGGAGCAGGGUGGGCAGGAAACACAGGCCCGACUGCACCUUCUCCUGGCUGUGCGUAGCACUGAUGAGUUCCUUGCUCUUGCUGCUCCUCGCCUUGCUGCUGGGGAUCAUCAUCUCCCAGCUGCAGUCCUCACGCCCAGCUGGACCCUCCUCUGUGACUGCAUCCACUCAGCACCACGCCGCCACCAUCACGGCAUCCACGAGUACAACCGAGCCCAUGGCCACCGCACCACCCCCAGCCACUACACUGGAGCCCUCCUGUGGGGGGACCCUGCAGGGCCCCGAAGGCUCUCUCAGCUCCCCCAGGUACCCUGCCCCCUACCCACCCAACACCCUGUGCAUCUGGCGCAUCCAGGUGGAGGACGGGCUGGCCAUCCAACUGAAGAUUGAGUCACUCAGCCUGGAGGGCACCAGGUGGUGCCUCUUCGACCGGGUGGAGCUGUACGAGGAGCUGGGGGCAGCUAGUGGCUCCCCUUGGGGAGGGACAUCCAGGUUUUGUGGGGACGUGGCGCCCCCGACAAUCAACACCAACUCCAACCGGCUGCGCAUCACCUUCGUCUCGGACAACAGUGUGGGUGCUCUGGGGUUCACCGCCCACUACCGUGCCAUCCUGCCCAGCGACAAGAGCUGUGCCUGGGACGAGUUUUUCUGCGACCAGGGGCUCUGCAUCCACCUGGGCCUUGUCUGUGACGGCUUCCAUGACUGUACAGACAAGAGCGAUGAAGCCAACUGCAGCUCGAGACACAAAGAAUGUGGUGGGUCGUUGACCAACUUGGAGGGGCAGUUCUCCACCCCAAGCCACCCCCAGCCGUACCCGCAUCAGCAGCUGUGUCUCUGGCAGAUCGCAGUGCCCGUGGGCCAUGUGAUUGAUCUGCAAUUCCACAACUUCAGCCUGGAGUGGCAGGAGGACUGCACCUUCGACUUUGUGGAGGUGCACGACAGUGCAGGCACAGAUGCCUCCAGCCUCUUGGGCAGGUUCUGUGGCUCCCAGCUGCCGCCCAUCCUGACCUCCUCACGACACGUCAUGACUGUCCUGUUCAUGGCAGAUGAGGGCGUGGCGGAGGAUGGGUUUUUUGCCACCUACCGUGCCCGGAACGCCACGGAAAAAACGUGCAGCCCCUCGGAGUUCUCCUGCAGCAACGGGGAGUGCCAGGCGCGGGAGUUGGUGUGUGACGGCUGGCACGACUGCCCGGAUGGGAGCGAUGAAUUCAACUGCACGAGUGUCUCACCCCCCUCCUUUGAGUCCUCCUGCCAGCAGAUCCAAGUGGAGAUGUGCUUGGGCCUCAGCUACAACACCACCUCCUUCCCCAACAUCUGGCUGACCAUCCCAGACCAGCAGGGAGCGGCCACCAUGCUCCGAGACUACAAGGUCCUGAUGGAGCUCCCCUGCUACCAGCACCUGCACCUGCUGAUAUGCAGCCUCUUCGUGCCCAAGUGCACGCCGGACGGGGGCGUCCUGCAGCCCUGCCGCUCCGUGUGCCUGACGGCGGAGCAGCGUUGCCAGCAGGCCCUCAGGCUCCUCAGCAUCGUCUGGCCCAUCAACUGCAAUGUCCUCCCCGACUCCAACGACCCUGUGGAGUGCUUCAAGCCAUGAGGGGGAGGUGGGGCCCAAUAAGCAGAGGGGUGGGGCUGGCUCUCCCCCCAGCCAGGCCAGAGACAUAACCUGUCUGACUUUGGGGCGAGUGCGGACUCGAAUCCUUCUCAGACCUAUGCCCUCCACUUCCUAUGCAUUUCCCUUCAGGGACCUGAGGAUACAGGAAGAGCCUGUGGGGCCCAGGAGCCCCAAAUAAAGGUGCUGGAGAAGAAACCACCCACCCUGAGACUGGGAGAUUGCUGCCCCAUAACAGUCCCCUAAGGGAACCGCCAGGGCUGGCCCUAAGGGCCUGGAAUGCGAGUGACUGGCUGUGGG
Gopherus flavomarginatus (Mexican gopher tortoise) is the source of this 2382-nucleotide messenger RNA. RefSeq names its product membrane frizzled-related protein (gene MFRP). The transcript is spliced from 13 exons. Gene Ontology annotation, molecular function: protein binding. The record is from RefSeq and is a predicted model, not a curated record. The coding region runs from base 190 to 2067 and encodes 625 amino acids. NCBI's taxonomy places the organism in Eukaryota, Metazoa, Chordata, Testudines, Testudinidae.